UGUGUUCCACCACUACUUCGCAUGGCACGCUUUUUCCGUGUGCUCCGUUCGUUCGGCCAUACAAAACACAAAAUUCAAGUUUAAGAACUAAAUAGGCAACAGCCUGCAACUAAAAGGGAAGCCGCAGCGAACAAAGUGAUUUGCUAAAAGAGACGUAAGACAGUUAUCGCAUCGAAGGCACCAGGAAUCGGGGAUUUCUAACACGGCGCGCGUGCGACACACAUACAUACGCAGGAGCACACACCCACACACGCACAAUUACUUGCCAUUGACGCAAAAGCGAAAAAGCAGUGGAAAAAAGGGGAAUUGACAAAUAACAACGUUUGGCAAGCACUGGACUCUGGUCGCUGGAUUGCCACGCAUGGAAGACGAAGUCAUUGAAAUUAGCGACAGCGAACGGGAAGAAACCUCAUCGAACUCCGAGAUGGAUGUGGAAAUAACGACAGAACAGCCGGCCAUCGAUGUCAAAGCAGAGCAAAUUGUGCCCAAGGACGCGGCAACCAUUGCCGAGGAGAAGAAGAAACUGGGCAACGACCAAUACAAGGCGCAGAACUAUCAGAAUGCACUCAAGCUCUACACGGAUGCCAUAUCGCUGUGUCCGGACUCGGCGGCAUACUAUGGCAAUCGGGCCGCCUGCUACAUGAUGCUGCUCAACUAUAACAGCGCCCUGACCGACGCCCGGCACGCCAUACGCAUCGAUCCGGGCUUCGAGAAGGCCUACGUCCGGGUGGCCAAGUGCUGUCUGGCCCUGGGCGACAUCAUUGGCACCGAGCAGGCCGUCAAAAUGGUCAACGAGCUGAACUCGCUUAGCACGGCUGUUGCUGCCGAACAGACGGCGGCGCAGAAGUUGCGCCAACUGGAGGCGACCAUUCAGGCGAACUACGAUUCGAAAUCCUAUCGCAAUGUGGUCUUCUAUUUGGACAGUGCCUUGAAGUUGGCGCCCGCCUGCUUGAAAUAUCGUCUGCUUAAGGCUGAGUGCCUUGCAUUUUUGGGGCGAUGUGAUGAGGCCUUGGACAUUGCUGUCGGUGUAAUGAAGCUGGAUACCACGUCGGCGGAUGCGAUAUACGUGCGAGGUCUCUGCCUGUACUACACGGACAACCUGGACAAGGGAAUUAUCCACUUCGAGCGCGCCCUGACCCUCGACCCGGACCACUACAAGUCCAAGCAGAUGCGCAGCAAGUGCAAGCAGCUCAAGGAGAUGAAGGAGAACGGCAAUAUGCUAUUCAAGUCCGGUCGCUAUCGCGAGGCACACGUGAUCUACACGGACGCCCUGAAGAUCGACGAACACAACAAGGAUAUCAAUUCAAAACUGCUUUACAAUCGGGCUUUGGUCAACACACGUAUCGGCAAUUUGCGAGAGGCCGUGGCCGAUUGCAAUCGAGUGCUGGAGCUGAAUAGUCAGUAUCUGAAGGCCCUGCUGCUGCGGGCGCGCUGCUACAAUGAUCUGGAGAAGUUCGAGGAGUCGGUGGCGGACUAUGAGACGGCACUGCAGCUGGAGAAGACGCCCGAGAUUAAGCGAAUGCUGCGCGAGGCCAAGUUUGCGCUGAAGAAGUCGAAGCGAAAGGACUACUACAAGAUCCUGGGCAUUGGACGCAACGCCACCGACGACGAGAUCAAGAAGUCGUACCGCAAAAAGGCGCUGGUACAUCAUCCGGAUCGACACGCAAACAGCAGUGCCGAGGAGCGCAAGCAGGAGGAGCUGAAGUUCAAGGAGGUGGGCGAGGCGUACGCCAUUCUGUCGGAUGCUCGCAAGAAGUCGCGCUACGACAGCGGCCAGGAUAUCGAGGAGCAGGAGCAAGCCGACUUCGAUCCCAAUCAAAUGUUCCGCUCAUUCUUCCAAUUCAACGGCGGUGGCCGGAAUAAUUCUUCGUUCAACUUUGAGUUCUAGGAUCCCAACGAGUGUUGUUCACCACCUUCACAGAGAAGAAGACCAUCAAUCCCUCACUUUCUGCGUCAUCCGAAACCAACGCAACCCAACACACAGCAGCGCACAAAUUUUAAACUAUUUUACAUAUUUCUUUUUCAAAAAGUAAGAAAAUACCACGUUUUGAUUAUGUUAACGAAUGAAUAUAUGCCGAGUUCUUUGAAAACCAAUUCUAAAUCAAAUAAUGCAACUAAAUUUUCAGUGUAAGUUCACAGUUUUAAACGUUGUUUCUUGGAUUUUUUCGGCGACAUUAAAUCAUGGAUAAUAAAUCAUGGAAGAAUUGUGUUAAACAAACUAAAAUAUACCUAAAAAGUUGCUA
Drosophila sechellia is the source of this 2243-nucleotide messenger RNA. RefSeq names its product Tetratricopeptide repeat protein 2 (gene Tpr2). Gene Ontology annotation, molecular function: protein binding. Bases 362 to 1888 code for a protein of 508 amino acids. Lineage: Eukaryota; Metazoa; Arthropoda; Insecta; Diptera; Drosophilidae. The record is from RefSeq and is a predicted model, not a curated record. The transcript is spliced from 4 exons.